AAUAGUUGGGAAUUUUCCUAGCAUUAUAUAUUCUCUCGCUCUUUCACUAUAUUUGUCUAAAAAUAUUUCACUUUUAAUUUCUUCAAUUCCCCAAUCAAUUCCAUUUUUUUCUCUUCUAACACACACAUAUAUAUAUGAUAUGAAGAGAACCAAAUCGUUUCUACCGUCGCCGCUGUAUGGAAAUGUGAUCACUGUUCUUAGCAUCGACGGUGGUGGAGUAAGAGGAAUUAUUCCGGCGACUAUCCUUGCCUUCUUAGAAUCUGAGCUUCAGAAAGUGGAGGAUGACAAGAAUGCUAGAAUUGCAGACUAUUUUGAUGUAAUUGCGGGAACAAGCACAGGUGGACUCAUUACUGCCAUGAUUACAGCCCCAGACCAAAACAAAAGGCCAUUAUUUGCUGCCAAAGAUAUCAUCGACUUCUACCUCCAACACUGUCCUCUUAUCUUUCCACAACAUCAUACCAGGCAUAAGCAUACAGGUCAUCUUAUUAGUAAGGUUAAGUCUCUGAGUGGACCAAAAUACGACGGGAAGUAUUUGCAUAAUCUGCUGAGAGAAAAAUUAGGUGAUGUGAGGUUGAACCAAACGCUUGCUAAUGUCAUAAUUCCAACAUUUGACAUCAACCGUCUCCAACCUACUGUCUUCUCUACCUAUGAGGGAAAAAGGAACUCCAGCCUAAAUGCUUUGUUGUCAGAUGUAUGUAUUGGAACCUCAGCUGCUCCAACCUAUCUCCCACCUCAUUCUUUUGAAACCAAAGCCUCCAAUGGUCAAGUUAAAGAAUUCCAUCUCAUUGAUGGUGGUGUUGUGGCCAAUAAUCCGGCUUUGGUUGCUAUAAAUGAAGUGUCGAAAGAAAUUCACCAAAACAAUCCUGACUUCUUUCAAAUAAAGCCGAUGGAGUUCGGCCGUUUCUUGGUUCUAUCGAUAGGAACUGGUUCGGUAAAAAUAGAGGACAAAUAUAGUGCUGAUGAGGCUGCAAAAUGGGGUCUGUUGGGAUGGUUGAAAAGUCACAACUCUGUUCCCUUGCUUGAUAUUUUUACUCAAGCUAGUAGUGACAUGACUGAUUUAUUUCUCUCUACUGUUUUUCAAGCUCUCAACUCCGAGAAAAACUACCUUCGAAUCCAGGAUGACACAUUAAGUGAAAAAGAAUCUUCGGUGGAUAUUGCUACUAAAGAAAACCUAAAGAACCUUGUGGGAAUUGGAGAAAAGCUGUUGAAGAAACCUGUUUCAAUGGUUAACUUAGAAACUGGUAUCUAUUCUCCUAAACAUGGAACUACGACAAAUGGAGAAGCUCUUACACGCAGUUUUGCUGAAAUGCUUUCCCGGGAGAGAAAGACUCGUGAAAGUAGACCAACUAUAGAAGAGGCAAAGACUACCGUUACCGUAGAAGUUUCUAUUCCACGAGAUAAUAGAUAUAAUCUGGAAGUUGGUGCUCAUCAGGGCUCAAAAUCAUUCCCCCCCAGCUGUUAUAAUAAGAAUCAUCAUCAAUCACAGUCUCAACAAUCAUCAUCAUCAUCAUCAUCAUCAUCAUCAUCAUCAUCAUCAUCAUCAUCAUAGGAAUGCGCCUCCUAAUAAUUCUCAAAGGCAUGCAACUAUCCAAGAACUGAUACAGAUUAUGCUUAGCACUAGGCUACCACAACCUCAGCCAUUGUCAUUUAGAGACUUUAUACAUGAUCAGGACAACGGCGAUCGAUGACAGUACUACCAACCUAAGAUAUAUAGAGUCCUAGUAAGAUAUAUUGUCUUUCAUUUGACAAUACUAGUAAAUAAGUAUGUGCUUUAAGGAUAUUAUUAUUUAUUUAUGAUAAAUAUUAUUUUGGAUA
This is a messenger RNA of Humulus lupulus (European hop), 1815 nucleotides long. Its product is annotated as patatin-like protein 2. Gene Ontology annotation, biological process: lipid metabolic process. The transcript is spliced from 7 exons. The record is from RefSeq and is a predicted model, not a curated record. The coding region runs from base 140 to 1549 and encodes 469 amino acids. Gene Ontology annotation, molecular function: glycerophospholipase activity; monoacylglycerol lipase activity. Lineage: Eukaryota; Viridiplantae; Streptophyta; Magnoliopsida; Rosales; Cannabaceae.